This is a messenger RNA of Beta vulgaris subsp. vulgaris (sugar beet), 4664 nucleotides long. RefSeq lists its product as uncharacterized. The record is from RefSeq and is a predicted model, not a curated record. Lineage: Eukaryota; Viridiplantae; Streptophyta; Magnoliopsida; Caryophyllales; Amaranthaceae. Bases 151 to 2514 code for a protein of 787 amino acids. Gene Ontology annotation, biological process: lipid metabolic process. The transcript is spliced from 14 exons.
AGUUUGAGUGAAAUAAACCACAAAAUUGAAUCCUCCUCCUAUCUUCUUCCUUCGGGGGAAGAGGAAGAACUCUUUUACCAAAACAAUGAGAAAUUCUCACAAUUCCCAAACAACGAACAAGCACAACCAAUACUUUGACAAAUUUAUUCCAUGAGAAAUCGCCUUAAACGAUUUGCACGUAGAAAUCGGGCAAAAAUGUAUAUACCAUUAAAAAAGCUGGUGAAAAAUCUAAGAUGGACAAGCAUAAUUCUGGGUGUCACCAAUGUUGGUGUAAUAUUCAUGGGUGUAAUUUUCUUUGUUUGUUGGCAUGGAAGAUCCUGUACUCGCACUCAACUCCUCCCUUUUUUCUUUGUUAUGGUUGCUGCCGGGGUUCGGGUGAUGGCCAUGAUUCGCUGUGCAGUUGAACAACAAGCUGCUGCCAUUGCUGUUCUGGGUUCGGGUUCGAGUUCCAGUUCGGUUCCUGAUGCUUCUGUGGUUGCUGUUGAUCUUUCUCGCCUCGAAAGACGGCUAAGUUACAAGAGGUGGCUUUGGUGGACAAGGUUCGCAACCGUCGUUACAUUGGUGCAACUUUUACUAGCAAUGUACCUCAUCUUUGUAGUGGGUAGUAAUACUCCAUCAACUGACUGUGCAUUAGUGUCACUUUCAAGCACCGGAGGAUGGAAGAGGCUUCUGCUUGUUGUUUUUCUGCUAAUGGUAUGCUUCGUAGCAAUGCUACAAUGUUUUGCGAGUUCUGAUGUCCUAAGAUGGAGAUCCUUCUAUGACAUGCAAGAUAGUGCUUGGAAAGCUCAUUAUCAGGAGGUGUUCGACCACGGUAUUCGUGAGGCUUUAUGCUGUUUGGGUCGUGUUAAAUACCUGAAGAACAUGGAGGAGGAUGAAGUUAACUCAGUGGCACAAAUGUUAGGUGAUCUUGUCACCUAUCGUGCCUCAGGCACAGGGCACUUGGAGUUCUUGGCAGGUCUGGCUCUUCUGCAGAUGCAUAACCAGUAUCCUAAGUUAGAUGCCAAUUCAGUUGAUGCUCCUGAAGAUAAGAUUGAAGAGGCAGCUGCAUUUUAUCCCUUUGCAGAAGCUGCUUACACAGGUCCAUUACUGGAUGUUGGUAGAAAUCCUAUCUUAUUUCCAUGUGCAUGGCUGUAUAGGCAAGGAGUUUUUACAGCAUGGAGUCGUAACAGGCGGCCUGUGCUACAGGGUGAUAAUUGGUGGAGAGGCCAUGCAGCAGCCUUUCUUAAUUAUGUUAAUUUAUCGCAGGAGUCUCUUCGACGUGGUCGUGUGAACCAGGGUAAGUGCCAGGCUGCAUACUUCAUUGUGGUUUUGCAUGAUAUAAGGUCUGUAGUUAUUGCAGUACGAGGUACUGAGACACCUGAAGAUCUUAUUACUGACGGACUAUGCAGGGAGACUUUUCUCACAAUGGAAGACUUAGAUGGAUUGAUAAGUGGCUUGCAUAUUGAUCCUAUCACGAGACAAGCUGUUCUUUCGUCGUUCCCUCAUUAUGGACACUCGGGAAUAGUUGAAUCUGCUAGAGAACUUUAUCACCAUAUUGAAGGGGCCUUCUCAGGUGCUAGUGGAGCUGCUGCAUUUGAAUCUGGUGGUUUUCUUUCGUCACUUCUGGGAGCAGGAUGUGAAUGUGAUGGUUAUGCAGUUCGGAUUGUGGGGCAUUCCCUUGGAGGUGCUAUUGCGGCACUGCUUGGGAUUAGGCUGUAUGGCCAAUUCUCCGACUUGCGUGUCUAUGCAUAUGGACCUCUUCCAUGCGUGGAUUCAGUUAUUGCAGAUGCAUGCUCAGGCUUCAUUACAAGCAUUGUACAUGACAGUGAAUUUUCAUCAUUUCUUUCUGUCAACUCAAUCUUAAGGCUAAGAGCUGCUGCAUUAACAACAUUUUCACAAGGCAGCACAACUGAUAAAGCCAUGAUUUCCAAGUUGGCACAGCUUUUUCUUAAUGUGAGCAAGUAUGAGAGUGGGACGGCGUUGACACCCAUUCCAGCUGCAGCUAUUGCUGGUGAUGCAACUCAAAGCUAUAUGACUGAUAAAGUCUAUGGAAAUCAGUCGAAAACAAUUUCUGAAGGAAACAUGGACCUUGGUAACUAUGCUGUCCUGCAUAAUGAAUCUCGUAUCAAUGAAAUUUGCAAAAGCAUGGCAAAAGAUUUGCUGGAAGAUGUUACAGAUUCUUUUCUUCCUGAUGAAAAUCAUGUAGAUGAUCCAGUCUCUCGGUUUUUGGAAGCAGUGCCAUCAUCUGUCACCAGAUCGACUGGUGAUCCACCAGAAAUCUAUCUUCCAGGCCUUGUUAUACACUUAAUUCGAAGACAGAGGGGUAUUAGUUUCCCUCUUUGGAAAGGUUGGGGACCUCAAGAAAGAGAACCACCAUACAAGGCAAUUAUAGCUAAUCGAGAAAAUUUCAAGGAGAUACUCGUUUCACCCUAUAUGUUCCUCGAUCAUCUUCCCUGGCGAUGUCAAUAUGCUUUGCAGAGAGUGUGGGAAUCUCGGAAAAUGAAGAUGAACCAUGAUGGGUUGCAAUCGGUUUGAGCUUAGAUUAGAUGUCAAUAUACUUUUGCAGACAGUCUGGGAAUCUCGGAAAAUGAAGAUUAAUUAUGUCUGAGUUGCAAAUGGUUUGAUCUCAGUUAAUGAGCCUAGCUAGCUCACAAACUACUCGAGCUCGGCUCGAAAUUUUCUAGAAUCGAGCAUCGCAAAGUUCGAUUCGAAAAGUUCGUUAGGAGACUCGAAAUAUGUUUUAGCUAUAUUAUUUUCCAUAUUAUAGAAAUUAAAUGAACUCUUUUAUUUAAAUGUUGCACAAUACUUGUGAAAAAACUCAAACUAAGUAGUCUAAACCUAUAAAAUAUGUAAUAUAAUUUUUUAACUUAAGUUCAGUUUUAAGGUAAAUUGAACUACAAAAUUUAAGCUCGAAAAAGCUUGAUACUUCGCCCAAGUUUGAGUAUAUUCAACUUUGUUCGACUCACGGUCUUCGUUUUGCCAAGGACAGUGUUUUUUCGCCACAUUGGCCUUCCUGACACGAGCGGAGGCAUGUUUGUUAACUUUGAAGUGGGCAACGUCUGCAACUUCCUCUCUUGUUAGUAUUCACACAGACUCCCAAAGUCUAGUCUAGAAGCUGACAUCCCUUCGCACGUCGGAUAUACAUUGCCAGAUCUUUAUAUUGUUGUCGAGUAACAAAGGUAAGUAGGCAAGACAUUGCCUCAGCACAUGAUUUAGCUAAGUUAUGUCAGCCAUUUUGUAACUAGUUUGUACGCUUUCUCGUUGUAAAAAAAAAAGUGAGUUGUAAUGUGAGUGGUGUCGUAGGGUUAAGUUUAAGUGUCCAGCAAACAUUGACUACUUCCAAUUCGUUGUUGCGGAGUCUUUCACGAACUUCUCGCCUAGAAUUAUGAAUGCUGGAACUUUCUGCACUAUUCAAGCUCUCUUUGCAAUCCUACAUUGUGGCAAGGUAAAUUCCCGUCAUCUUGACUUGAAAAUGGGGAUUUGCCUUUUCUCCGUUUUAUAAAGUAAUGUACUAAUCGUAUAUAAUUUACACCUUUCUUUUGUAGUAAAAGAAAGGUGUAAAUUAUAAAGGAUAAAUACCUUCUUAAGUCACUAUAUGUGUAAUACUCCGUAUUUUUGGAGUUAUUCCUUAUAAAUAAGAAAAUAUAAAGAAUAGAAUCGAAAAGUAUUUUAGUAUUAUGUACAAAAAAAAUAAUAAAAUAAUAAUAAUACAGUUUGAGUACGCUAACAACUAUAACAUAAGUAUAUUAUAGUUCAGUUUCUUUUAAUUUCGGAAUAAAUAAAAUUAACCAAGCCUUACUAGACUUAGGAUGGCACACUAUAAAUAAGAAAGGAGAGAAAAAAACAGAAUAAAAUAAUCAAAAACCCUAAUUCUCUCUCCCUCUCAGCCGUCUCUCUCUGUUUCUCUCUCCCAGCCGCUCCCUCUCUCCCCUCUCUUCUUUUACCUCGCCGUUUUCUCUCUCCUAUCUCCUCCUCCCUCGCCAUUUUCUCUCUCUGAAUCUCGUCCUCUUCUACGGGAGGUCGGAUUGUCGUGCGAGAGGGUUGGGCGAGCAAGCGGCAAGUGCUCAAGUGUUGUGUGUGCGGUGUUCGAGACUAGUCAGCGGAUCGAGCGUAGGCGUCGAGGGCUAGGCGCGAGGUUGUGCGAGGGUGGUGCGAGCGAAGGUGUCGAGGCGGUUGGGCUGUGCGAGCGAAGGUGUCGAGGCAGUUGGGCGGUGCGAAGUCGCGCGUUGUGCGACGAAAGUUCGAGGAUUUGUGCGAGCGAUCCGUGCGACGAGGUUUGGGGGGUGCGAAGUCGCGCUUGCGAACCAAGGAGGGGCUCGAGUGUGGUGCAAGAAGGCGAGGGCGAGACCUCGAGUGUGGCUGUGUGGCGAGCGAGAGCCUUGUGCAUCACUGCCGGAAUCACAUCGCCGGUGAUUAUCCCCGGCGAGUCUAGCGAUAUAAAAACAUAAUACGUAUAAUAUGAUAUUAUGUUAGUUUUAGUAUUGUAUAAUCUGUUUUCUAUUGUAUUAAGUUGUAGAUUAAUUAGUUAAUUAAUUUUUAAUUAGAUUAAAUUAUUAAUUGACUAAGUUUGUAAAAUUAAUUUAAGUUGUAAGUCUGAUUUAGGGUUUUGUAAGUAAGGUGUAAAGUUAAGAAAUUAGAUUGUUUUUGAUUAGUUGGAAUGUUAUAAUGGCCUCGCUAUUCAAAUA